Entrophospora candida is the source of this 2978-nucleotide messenger RNA. The record is from the annotation of a GenBank genome assembly. NCBI's taxonomy places the organism in Eukaryota, Fungi, Glomeromycota, Glomeromycetes, Entrophosporales, Entrophosporaceae.
GCGAUGUUGAUAUUGAUUUGGAUGGUCAAAUUAAAAACCUUGAGCUGAUUAAAGAUGUUCCAACUCAUUGGAACUCUACUUACCAGGUCAUGGAUAGAUUGCUAUAUCCAAAAGAUUCAUUGGAAAUACAGACUGCAAAAAUGUUGCAUAAAACAAUUUGGGAUUCUAUGAAAUCAAAAUGGGAAGAACCAAAGGACAUUGAAUUAAUCAGCUCAUUCAUUUUUAAAAUGUUAAAUUUUGUUUCUAAUUUAUCAAACUUAUCGAGAAAAUACCUAGGAAUACCAUUAUCAUCUGUUCCCGCUGAACGUGUCUUUUCAACUGCUGGAAAUUUAAUCAUAAAUAAAAGAAAUCGUUUAAAUCUAUCAACAAUUAAAAAUGUAAUUUUCUUAAAAGAAAAUUUAUUAAAAACUUCAAAUAUAUCAAAGGAAUUAGUGUUUGCUUAUCAAGAAUUAAUGUUUACUGAACCAACAGGAUAUCAACCAUUAUAUCCCGUAAAUGUGGUGGCGUCAACUUACUCAGAUGAAACUGUUAUUGUUAGAUUAUCAAAUAAAUAUUCAUGCCCAAAGGCACCAAAUAUAUUUGCUAUUAGAAUAAUAUAUCAGAAUGGCACAACUAGUGGAUUCAAUUUGGCGAAUUUCACUUUCCCAGAAUUAAAUUUUUGUCCAAUUGAUCGAAUCGAUAUUUUUUCAUUGCCAGGUGAUAUGUUAUUAGUUAGAUAUCAACAAAUUAUUAAUGAUCCACCUAAUUAUAUACAAUAUACGGGCCUUGUUGUUUCUAUGGAUGGGGAAAUUAUGGAUUCAGGGGUACAAUUAGGAUCACCAAUUAGCCUUGAAAAUAUUAAUAAAUUUCAAACAAGACUUGUCACAUCAAAAUUUACAUCAAAUUCAGAUGAAAUUAUACUGUCUGCAAUAUUUAAUCAAUCAGUUAUUCAAUGGAUAAAAUUAGAUUGGGAUAGUAAAAGUCAAAAAUUGAAUAAAAAUUCAGAUGGAGAAAUCACCCCCACAAAUGAAGAACAAAUAGAUGACCUUGAAUUGUUUUCAACAAUUGGUGGAGGUUAUGGAAUACUUUUUUCAACAAGUCUAAAGAUUCAAUCAACAUUGCCCACUAAUCCAACUAGUUUUGAUAGUUUUACUAAACCUCAAUCACUCAUUUAUUUUUCAAAAAUUUUACCAAAUCAAAUAACAUCUACGAAUUCCACACUAGUUUAUCAUAAUGCCAUUCCGCAAACAAGACUUGUGAUAGGGUCGUGUCAGGCAUCUUUAAAUGGAAACAUAGGGAAUAAAUGCUCAGUAAAUGGUGGAAAUUCAGUACUUAAGAAGGAUUUUUGGCUUAUUAUUUCUUUUUAUUCCACAGGAUCUGUCAAAGAAUAUAAAGAUUUACCAGAAUUUCAAAUUGUAUAUAAGGAAUCCUUACCAUAUUAUGUUAAAUUUAAUCAAAGUUUUGGAUUGUAUAGUGGGGAUUUUUUGAUGACAGGAGUAAUUAGCGCGACUAAUAAUAUUACUGGAACGAUUUAUGAUGAAAAUGGAAAUUUUAUAAAAGAAUGGGGAUUGCCGUCGCUUGAAGGAUAUAAUUUUGAUAUUUUAAAGAAUAAUACAGUAGUGGCCACUUUACCUGGGCAAGAUAAUAGCGGAAAAUCGUGGUAUAUUUAUACUACAGAUGAUUUAUCUUCAUCAUCGGUGAAGAAUAAUGAUGACAUAUACAAGAAUUUGAAUAUUAAAUCAACUUUUCCGCCUAUAAAUUCCACGAUACCACUUCGUACAGCAUCAAUUAAUAUAACAUUUCAAGGACCAGUUGCACUUUCCAAUCUAUUGCGUCAAAUAUUUGAUGGCACUUCAGCUUACUGUAAAACUUCAAAAGAUGGAUUAUCGGUGACUAUUGAUGUAUUUUUAAGCACGUUUAAUCAACCACAAAGUGAAUAUUAUGUACAAGUUGAUGGGAAUUUUGUAAAAGACAAAUCAUUUGAUGAACCUCUAUUAGAGAGUAUAAAUAUUUUAUUGAGUCUUACACCCAUUGCAACCUUGGAAUUUGAAAGUUUUACUGAUAAUCAGAUAAUAGAAUACUUUACUAAUUUAACUUUAGCAUUGUCUGGUUCCAUUCCAAUUGAAGUUGAAAGGUUUAAAAUAAAUCCAAAAUGGCAAUAUGAUGGAAUGAAAGAGCCUAAACAAAUAUUAUUUUCAAUGGGAAUCUUGUCAACAUCAAACCUAUCAGAACCUAACUCCAAACAAGUAUUUAAUGAUUUUGAAACAAUGUUGAAAUUAAAAAAUCAAACUAAAUUAAUACAAUAUGAGAGUAUAAAUUGGUUAGAUGAAAAUGAUGGAGUUGUUAUAAUUAGAUAUAUUUGGGAAGAAUAUAGAUAUCAAAUAGCAGGUGUUAUAUGUGCUUUAUUUAUGUUAUGUGUAUUAGGAAAUAAUAUGGCAUUAUUUAAAUUUAUUUUGAUAAUGGCAGAUUUUACAUUAGAUAUUUUAUUUAUAAUAUAUCAUGGUAAAGAUGUACCAAGGUUGUUUUUUCCAAGUAAAGACAAUAAGUUUAUAACGAUACUAUUUAUGAUAUUUGGAUAUGUUGAUUUAGUUUCUUUAGAAUUAUUCGAUUCUAAAUCAGCAAAUCAGAAAAUUUUUCAGGCUAAUUUUACACCACUAGCAAAAAAUUUAAUUUAUAUUGGAAGUUUAAUUGGUUUGAUGAUUGAAGAUGCAGCUCAAUUGACUAUUCAGGUAAAACAUAUGAUUGUAUUCGUAGUAUUAGAAAAAGAUCAUGGUAUAGACCACAAUCCAAUCAAUCUUUUUUCCUCUGGAGUACCCACUGAAUUGUCAAAACAAGAUGAAGACAAUAUGAUAAUUGCACUGGGUACAUCAAAAACCAAUUAUAUAGACCCACGCAUUUCUUUUGCGUGGUCUAAAAAGUAUGAAAUACCAAUUGAUAAGGUUUUUAACAAAAGCCUUCAGGAGAAAUUCCAAUGGGCAUUAGAUGUUGAUGCAGAUUGA